This is a messenger RNA of Annulohypoxylon maeteangense, 1519 nucleotides long. Its product is annotated as U6 snRNA phosphodiesterase Usb1. The transcript has a single exon. Gene Ontology annotation, molecular function: 3'-5'-RNA exonuclease activity. Gene Ontology annotation, cellular component: nucleus. NCBI's taxonomy places the organism in Eukaryota, Fungi, Ascomycota, Sordariomycetes, Xylariales, Hypoxylaceae. Gene Ontology annotation, biological process: U6 snRNA 3'-end processing. The record is from RefSeq and is a predicted model, not a curated record. Bases 215 to 1216 code for a protein of 333 amino acids.
CCUUGAAACAUCACAAGGAUCUAGGUAGCUACGUCAAACGCACCAUCUAUUGGCUCUGGGUAGUCAUAGCAAAACUCAAUCGGGUACCAAGCUUAGAUCUAAGGUUCCAAUCCCGAUCUCUUGCAUGCCGUUAUGUACCAGGGGUUGCAAACGAUAAGCAAACACCGAUAACUUCAAUGUUGCGGUGAGAUUCGGGACCUAUGCGGGCACGGAGAUGGCGCUGGUAGACUAUUCAUCCUCGGACUCGGACUCCGCAGACGAAGAAGCAGGCGCGAUUUCCACCCCAGCAGCAAAAAAGCCCAAGACCUCUCACACGGAAACAUCAACAGGGGACGAGUCUAAAUCAACCGCGCUCCCCCCCCUCCCCGCCGCCUUCCACGACCUCUACGCAUCCACCGUGCGCGUGAGCACCACCGACGACCCAACCCUACACCAAGGCCGGAAGAGAGUGAAUCCUCACAAGGCAGGCAACUGGCCCAGUCAUCUAUACAUCGAAUGGCACCCCACGCCCGCCCAACUGCAUACCCUCAGCGCCUUCCUCUCCGACCUGCAACCCGCACUCUCCCCUCUCUCCGUAGACCUAACCUCAUUCCUAACUUCGGACCUAGGCGCGCCACAACCCCUGCACAUCAGCCUCUCGCGCCCAAUCGUGCUAAGCACAGGGCAGAAAGACGGGUUUCUGGAAGACCUCGCGGCGCGGGUGAAGGAGUGCAACAUCCCGCCGUUCGAGCUGGCGCCUGUGGGACUGGAAUGGCAUCGCACGCGCGAGUCCGAGAGGUCGUUUUUGGUGCUGCGGGUUGCUGGUGUGCCGCCUGUUUCUUCUAACCUAUCUACCGGCAACGGUAACGAGGACGAACAUCCCGUCUCUACACCUCGCCCGGAAGAAGAUGCAUCGAAGAAGCUGCAGCGGCAAAACCCACAGCUGACUGCUCUGCUUAUAUGCUGCAAUGCCCUCGUGCAGGAGUACUCGCAGCCGCCUCUGUACGCGUUUAAAGCCGAUGACGGGGACACCGCGUUCCACAUCUCUAUCGCGUGGAGCUUUGCGCCGCCGAGUGCGGAAGUGAGGAGGCGGACUGAGGAAGUGUUUUCGCGGCAUGUGAUGCGGGAUGAGAUACGGGGGUUGCGUGUGCGUGUUGAUGGUAUCAAGGCUAAGAUUGGGAAUACGGUUACUCAUGUACCGCUUCUAGGGCGUGGGAAGAGGUUGUUUAGUGGAUAGGGUGAGAUAUUUAGGUAGGUGUGAUACGUUUAAUGUAGAUAGCAUAGGACUCAUGGCAACGAGAGGGCUGGUAAGACUCGAAUCAUUUGGAUUACGAGCAAGAGUAUGAGGUAGUCACGGAUAACUGGAUAAUAGCACGGCAACGAGGUAUAAGACCGCGAAGGAAACAGACUUGCAAGAAUGUUACGCAAUUGUACUAACCGCCCUCCAUUACCGCGACGGUAGGGUAUAGUACGCUAUCAGGUAUGCACAAUGCACAUAAUAAAAACACAUGACAAUUUUAAGGGGUUACCAACCCGUCCU